AUGGGUAUCGACUGGGUUCCGGGGGAAAAAGGAUCAUACGGGGGCAAUGCCCUUGUGGCGGCCGCUGUAGCAAUUGCUGCUGUGCAAAUUAUUUUCGUUGUUGCGAGGUUUUAUACUCGGUUUAUACAGCGGACAAAAAUUGGCUUCGAUGACUAUCUGAUUCUACUUGCCCUGACGGCAAGUCUAGCAAAAUCAGCAAUAUACAUUGUCAUGGCCCAAAUUGGCCCAGUCGGAUAUCACGUUCAAGACAUGGAUCAGAUAAACGAAAAGCCAGCCCUCCUAAGAAAAUAUCUCUUCAUUCUUCAAGUUCUCGACUAUCCCUUCAGCGUGACACCCGCCAAGAUGGCCUUGUUGCUGUUUUACGCACGCAUUUUCACCGUUCGAAAAUUUAAGCUCGGCGUUUACAUAGUAGGAUCAUUACUUGUUGCAGUGGGAUUGACAGCUUUGAUCGAAGUGUUCUUUCAAUGUCGGCCCUUCGCCCAUAUUUGGAAUAAGUCGGUUCCCGGAACAUGCACCUCUCAAACACAAGUCUACCGCAUCCUCUCACCAAUUAACGCCUUCACUGGAUUGAUAAUUCUGAUCAUGCCCAUUCCGGAAGUUUGGAAAUUACAUGCGCCCAGAGGACAGAAACUGGUUUUGACGGGGACUAUGGCUAGCAUUAUGAGAAUGGCGAUAUACAUCACUGAGAAGGCGGUGGCUAUGGAUGACGCAAAAUGUAAGGCCCUUGCAUCAAAUCGAAGGAUUACGGUUAAGUUGGCCGUAUGUGUGCUUCUCGAAAGCGCUGUUCUUAUCGUUGCAGCUUGUCUUCUGAGCAUUUGGCCUUUAAUUACUAGGAUCUUGCCUCGACGUCUGCAAGCUUCAUUUGCCCGCAUGCCGCGCGAAAGUCAGCACCGCUACUGGUAUCUGAGGGAUAUUCACUCAAAUAGUAAAAGCCAGGAGCGAAUUGCGCGUUGCAGGGAGGUCCACAUGGCCAGAGAGGAUGCUUGGAGUAGCUCACCAUCUUCUCCUUACUCGUUAGCGGAUUUGGAGGAUCAACGAUUUUUGAUCCUUGGGGAUGACAUGACUGAAUCUCGUUUUUUUGGUGGACGAUGCGAUACUAAAAGUUUUUCAUAG
This is a messenger RNA of Penicillium soppii, 1113 nucleotides long. RefSeq lists its product as uncharacterized. The coding region runs from base 1 to 1113 and encodes 370 amino acids. The transcript has 6 exons. The record is from RefSeq and is a predicted model, not a curated record. NCBI's taxonomy places the organism in Eukaryota, Fungi, Ascomycota, Eurotiomycetes, Eurotiales, Aspergillaceae.